Messenger RNA from Adineta ricciae, 630 nucleotides. The record is from the annotation of a GenBank genome assembly. Lineage: Eukaryota; Metazoa; Rotifera; Eurotatoria; Adinetida; Adinetidae.
AUGAUAGCUGUAAAAAUAUUUCUCCUGGUGUCUUUAAUUCAUAUUUCACAUCAAUUGAACAAUGGUCUUGGUCUAACACCACAAAUGGGCUGGAAUAGUUGGAAUCAUUUUGGAUGUAAUAUUAAUGAAAAAUUGAUUCAACAAACAGCCGAUUUGAUGGUAUCGACAGGUCUUGCUGCUGCUGGUUAUCAAUACGUAAAUAUGGAUGACUGUUGGCAAGUAAGUCGAGAUGCCAAUGGUACGAUUGAAGCCGAUCCGAAAGCGUUUCCGAGUGGCAUCCCAGCUCUCGUUGAUUAUGUGCAUUCGCGUAAACUAAAAUUUGGACUCUAUUCAGAUGCUGGAUUUAAAACGUGUGAUGNAAACUGCAAGAAGACAACAUGCACUCACCAUAAAAUUAGAUGGCACGUGGGAAUGACAUGCAGCGAAUAUGAUCAAAAACUAGAAUCCGAUCGCGAGAAUCGACAAAAUAAGAAAUACUUAAAUGAUCAUACGAAGAAAUGUCCUAAAUGCAAAGUGUCUAUCGAAAAAAACGGAGGAUGCAACCAUAUGACAUGUCGCAAUUGCAAACAUGAAUUCUGCUGGUCAUGCCUGACCGAUUACAAAUCCGCGGGCCAACAUCAAAAUUGCUGA